AAAUCAUUUUGCCCAGUCACAAACAUAGGAUUAGUGUUAGAAAACCCCUCUUGUUAAUUUCACCGUCGUUUUGUCUUUGUUGUUUAUUGCUUGUGCUUAAUGGUUUCAGUUUCACUGAAGAAUUCCGCAAAACCACUCCGUAGACUUUGAACAUUGAAAAAUCUUUGCCCCAUUGACGACUAAAGUGCAAUCUUUGCAUUUCUUUUCGUCGACGGAGGCACAACUAAAACCUUUUUCAACCCUCGACUUUUCUCUCUCUUCAAUGGAAUCGUGCUUGUAACGCAACCCAACCCAACCCAUCUCAACUACCUCCACAAGCUUCAUUUUUUCCAUCUUCAAUCCAAGUUUUUGGGUGAAAAAAUAGUCGGAAAUCAAGGAAUUGAAGAUUGGAGGUAGAAUUAAUUGAUGGGUCUCGUUUCAAGAACAACAACAACAACAACCCAAGAAGGUUUACCAGUUUCAGUUUCAACAACGGUUCCGAAGAAGAAAUGGUCGAAUUUAAUGCCUUUAUUUGUAGCACUUGUGGUUAUUGCGGAGAUCGCGUUUUUGGGUAGGUUGGAUAUGGCUAAGAACGCAGCUACUGUUGCUGACUUGUUCUACCGGUCACGUGCGGUGGUUGAAGGUGAUGAUUUUGGGUUAGAGAUGGUUGGUGGUGAUAAGAAUUUGGAAUUAGAGAGUGAAAGUUGUGAGGAGUGGUUGGGGAGAGAGGAUGCUGUUCCAUAUUCAAGGAACUUUACUAAGGAACCUGUUUUUGUUUCUGGAGCUGAACAGGAAUGGAAGUCAUGUUCAGUGGGAUGUAAAUUUGGGUUUAAUGGGGACCGGAAACCUGAGGCUGCAUUUGGCUUACCUCAGCAAGCUGGAACAGCAAGUGUUCUGAGAUCAAUGGAGUCGGCACAAUACUAUGCAGAGAACAAUCUUGCCAUGGCACGACGGAGGGGAUAUCACAUUGUCAUGACAACCAGUCUAUCAUCCGACGUCCCUGUUGGAUAUUUUUCAUGGGCUGAGUAUGACAUCAUGGCACCGAUAAAGCCAAAAACUGAAAAAGCUCUUGCAGCUGCUUUUAUUUCCAAUUGUGGUGCUCGAAAUUUCCGGUUGCAAGCUCUCGAAGCCCUGGAAAAAACAAACAUCUCGAUUGACUCUUAUGGUAGUUGUCAUAGGAAUCGUGAUGGAAGAGUGGACAAACUGGAAACCCUGACGCGCUACAAAUUUAGCUUAGCAUUUGAAAAUUCUAACGAGGAGGAUUAUGUAACUGAAAAGUUUUUCCAGUCGCUUGUUGCUGGAACUAUCCCUGUGGUUGUUGGUCCUCCAAAUAUUCAAGAUUUUGCUCCUUCUCCUGGUUCAUUUUUAUACAUCAAAGAACUAGAGGAUGUUGAGUCUGUUGCCAAGUCCAUGAGAUACCUAGCAGAAAACCCUGAAGCAUAUAAUCAAUCAUUGAGGUGGAAGUAUGAAGGGCCAUCUGAUUCCUUCAAGGCCCUUGUGGAUAUGGCAGCUGUACAUUCAUCUUGCCGCCUUUGCAUUCACUUGGCCUCAAAGAGUAGAGAGAAGGAAGAGAAGAGCCCAGACUUCAAGAAGCGACCUUGCAAGUGCACUCGAGGGUCAGAAACUGUAUAUCAUAUCUAUGUGAGAGAAAGGGGAACAUUUGAGAUGGAGUCCAUUUACUUGAGAUCUAGCAAUUUAACUCUGGAGUCCUUCAAGACUGCUGUUCUUACGAAGUUCACGUCCCUGAAUCAUGUUCCUGUAUGGAAGCCUGAAAGACCUGAAAUUCUAAAAGGUGGUGAUGAAUUGAAGGUUUACAAAAUAUACCCUGCGGGCUUGACACAGAGGCAAGCUCUUUAUACCUUCAAGUUCAACGGGGAUGUUGAUUUCAGAAGUCACUUGGAAAGCAAUCCUUGUGCCAAGUUUGAAGUCAUUUUUGUGUAGCAUAUGUUGCGCUACCUACAAUUUACAUGAUCGCUUAGCAAUAGCUCUUUCAAUUAACCGAGAGAAUGAAGUUUUAGGAAUGAGUAUGACCAUGGAGUUGGCAUGGCUUUGUAAUGCCAACCCUACUUUGGCCAACUCAUUGGGGAUUUACAUUCAGAAAAUAUACAUGACUUCAACCAAACUUAAACCCCUUUUUGUAAGAGAACGGAAUGUCCAUAUUUAAUGUUGGGUUAUAGUGUUUUUACUUGAUUAUGUCCAAACACAGUUGUAAGAUAGACAACAAGAUAGUGGUUGUAUACUUUGGUUGUUUUUUUAUAGCUUAA
This is a messenger RNA of Medicago truncatula (barrel medic), 2243 nucleotides long. RefSeq names its product glycoprotein 3-alpha-L-fucosyltransferase A. The transcript has 7 exons. Gene Ontology annotation, molecular function: fucosyltransferase activity. The coding region runs from base 406 to 1920 and encodes 504 amino acids. Gene Ontology annotation, cellular component: membrane. The record is from RefSeq and is a predicted model, not a curated record. NCBI's taxonomy places the organism in Eukaryota, Viridiplantae, Streptophyta, Magnoliopsida, Fabales, Fabaceae.